Molecule: messenger RNA, 1197 nt
Organism: Sorex fumeus (smoky shrew)
Lineage: Eukaryota; Metazoa; Chordata; Mammalia; Eulipotyphla; Soricidae
Gene: TBX10
Product: T-box transcription factor 10
Exons: 8
Coding region: 1-1197 (398 amino acids)
Biological process (GO): positive regulation of DNA-templated transcription; cell fate specification; regulation of transcription by RNA polymerase II
Cellular component (GO): nucleus
Molecular function (GO): RNA polymerase II cis-regulatory region sequence-specific DNA binding; DNA-binding transcription factor activity, RNA polymerase II-specific
Source: RefSeq, a predicted model, not a curated record
AUGGCAGCCUUUCUCUCUGCCAGCCUGGGGGUAUUUGCGCCCUCUGACACCUACCCCCUGCCUGCCACCAGCUCCAGCUGUGAGGCCCUGCGGGGUUUGCCGUACCCCUUGCCCCCCGCCAGGGACUCUGCAGGGACCCAUGCCAUGGCCGACCCCAUGGGGCAAGGCCCCAAGAACCCACAUGUGUCCAAUGUGACGGUGCAGCUGGAGAUGAAGGCUCUGUGGGAGGAAUUCAACCAGCUGGGCACGGAGAUGAUUGUCACCAAGGCGGGCAGGAGGAUGUUCCCUGCCUUCCAGGUGAAGAUCCUGGGCAUGGAUGCGCUGGCCGAUUAUGCGCUGCUCAUGGACUUCGUGCCCCUGGACGACAAGAGAUACAGGUACGCCUUCCACAGCUCCGCCUGGCUGGUGGCGGGCAAGGCCGACCCAGCCACGCCCGGCCGCGUGCACUUCCACCCCGACUCGCCCGCCAAGGGCGCCCAGUGGAUGCGCCAGAUGGUGUCCUUCGACAAGCUGAAGCUCACCAACAACCUGCUGGACGACAACGGCCACAUCAUUCUCAACUCCAUGCACCGCUACCAGCCCCGCCUCCACGUGGUGUUCGUGGACCCGCGCAAGGACAGCGAGCGCUACGCCCAGGAGAACUUCAAGUCCUUCGUCUUCACGGAGACGCAGUUCACGGCGGUGACGGCCUAUCAGAACCACCGGAUCACCCAGCUGAAAAUCGCCAGCAAUCCUUUUGCCAAGGGCUUCCGAGAGAGUGACUCUGAUUCCUGGACAGUUGCUCCACGGCCACUGCUUGGCGCCCCAGCCCGGAGUCGCAGCAGCCUCAGCCCCUGCCUUCUGAAGGGCUCCACAGAGCAGAGGAGAGAACCCAGCAGAGCUCCAGCCCCCACCUCCAGGACGGCAGUCCGGCUUCACCACCAACUGCUGACCCCGCCCGAGACACUGCUGACCCCGGCCACCUACCGGCCACUCACAUACCAGGGCCUGUAUCCUGGGGUCUCAAGCCCUCUGGGGGUCCCCAGGGCCCGCCGGACACCAUACCCUCUUCCCAGUAUGCAGGCUGAUGGGGAGCAGACGGGUCUGCCCGUCGCAGCUGGGCUGAGGCUCCUGUCUCCGGGGGGGCCUGGCCAGGACCCUCAGAUAAGGGUGGAGACUUGUGGACAGCGUCCCUUUACCCUGGACCCACCCCUCUAG